This is a messenger RNA of Clupea harengus (Atlantic herring), 3803 nucleotides long. RefSeq names its product perforin-1-like. Gene Ontology annotation, cellular component: membrane. Gene Ontology annotation, molecular function: wide pore channel activity; pore-forming activity; calcium ion binding. NCBI's taxonomy places the organism in Eukaryota, Metazoa, Chordata, Actinopteri, Clupeiformes, Clupeidae. The record is from RefSeq and is a predicted model, not a curated record. Gene Ontology annotation, biological process: immunological synapse formation; T cell mediated cytotoxicity; defense response to virus.
GGGGAAUGGAUGGACCAGCAGCAGGGUGACGUAGCUACACCAGAAAAGAUCAUUCUGCAUUCAUGUUAAUGUUCUUCAAGGAUUAUCGAGAUAAGUUGUGCAGGAUAAAUGUUUCAAUCAGCUGUGGUUUUAUUGUCAUUAAUUUCAUUUAAUUUACCUCGUGGUGAUCUGAAAAUGCAUUUUUAUCAGCGAAUGACUUUAGCAUGAGGGGUCUAAGGUUUCAGGUCUCGGCCACUUCAGAGAAAUGACAUGACGACACAAACAUUAGACUGGAAGAUCAAUGCACAUGAAAAAUACUGGCAGUUUCAUGAGAAAAGCCACACACUGCCACAUCCUCCUUCAAUUCUUAAUAAAGCCACCACAAAACACAGUAAGACACACUGCAUGUUCUCAGUCAGUCUCAGUGUUCCUCUCUCGCACGCUCUCUCUAUUCGUUUGUCCAACCAUUUACCCACAUUUGCCCUCAUUUAUUUGCCCACAUCACUACUCAGACCACCAAACAUUUCCAUCUACAAACCACUACCUUUGCUCCACCUCCCAUCUCUGUCUUUAUAUUGGCAGGUUGCAAGCAUUGCCACAAAUACUCAGAGACCCUUAGAGUCAUCAGUCAGAUGACUAAAAUAAUGUAACGGCCGCUUCAAGCACAGUAGCAAGCUCCAGGCCGUUUGACCAUGGGCGUUUCAACCGUUACCUUUCGGAUGGCCGUCUAUCUCACCCUCAUACCCCUGACUACCCAGUCAUGCACUAGAGGCCUACCCCGUGAGUGCAAAGAGGCUGAGUUUGCCCCAGGAUCCAACCUGGCCGGUGAGGGCUUCGACAUCACCAAGAUGCAGCGCAAGGGAGCCUUCGUCAUCGACAUGAACCUAUGGAGGCGGGAGAAUAACACCUGCAUGCUGUGCGGGAACCCGUAUCAAGAGGGGAAGAUGCAGAAAGUCCCACUACCUGUGGUGGACUGGAGAGUCAGUCAGAAAUGCGACAUUAAGGUUGCCAGCUCACAGUACCAGUCCAGUGAGUCCCUGGUCAAAGCCAGUACCUCCAGUGUGGAGAACAACUGGAAAGCUGAUUUAGAAGUAGAGACCAAACGUGUGGGUGGCUCCUUGAUGCUGGCUGGAAGCCAGUCCAAAUUGGCUGAGUACUCCAUGGAAAAAACUAAAAAGGACAAGUUUACCUUCUUGAGCCAUAAGAUGGUCUGUAGCUACUACAGCUACAGGGUUUCCAACCAGCCCCCUCUCCACCCAGAGUUUCAGCACGCCAUUAAUCAACUUCCAAAGAAAUACAGCAGUGUGAACAAGCAGCGUUUCUACAAGCUUAUCAACAACUAUGGCACUCAUUACAUGACAAAGGUGACUCUGGGCGGGAUGGUGCAGUCGGUGACCAGCAUCAGGCAGUGCAUGGCCUCUUUACAGGGCCUGUCCUCAGACGAGAUCAAGAUGUGUCUGGAUGUGGAAGCCUCAGCCAGCGUGGGAGACAAAGUCAAGUCAGGGGCAGAGAUGAAGCACUGUCAGGAGGCAAAGGAGAAGACAGAGGCCAAGAACAGUUUCUCCAACAACUUCAGUGACAGGCUCACAGAGAUCUUUGGUGGCCACACCACCGAGCCUGAGCUUCUCUUCUCUGCAGACAAAGACCCGGCUGCUUACAAGGAGUGGCUCUCCUCCCUGCCACUCAACCCAGAUGUGAUCUCCUAUUCACUGGAUCCCCUCCAUGAGUUGCUGCCCCCCAACCUUCCACUGAGGAAAGAGCUACGUAAAGCAAUUAGACAUUAUGUUCUGGAGAGUGGACUCUGGCAAAACUGCACUGAGCCCUGCAAGUCUGGCAUCAAAAGAAACGAAAAGGAGCCCUGUACGUGCAGUUGCCAUGGUGAUCCUGGUGUUGGAAGUGACUGUUGUCCCACUAAACGUGGUCUUGCUCGGGUCAUCAUCACUGCGGUGAAGGCCACUGGUUUGUGGGGCGACACCAGCACAGCUACAGAUGCCUUCGUGAAGGUGUUCGACUCUCAGAACUUGCAACUUGGACGAACCUCUGUGAUUUGGAACAACAACUCACCUCAGUGGAACUCAGCCUUUGACAUCGGUGAUGUCCUUCUCUCUCAGACCAGCAAGGUGAAGUUUGAGGUAUGGGACGAGGACAACAAGUGGGAUGACGACCUGCUCGGAACAUGCACCGUGGACCUCAAGGAAGGGACAAAAGAGGGUGUGUGUCGCCUGAACCACGGGAUGUUCUUCUACAAACUCCAAGUGACCUGUGGCCCAAGCCUGAGCGGCCCGUCCUGUUCUGAGUAUGUGAGCUCUCCCAUGAACGGUCACCUGGAGAGGCUGUAUGUGUCUCGCCAUUCCCGGCCCAUACCAAAGGACAUGCUCAUAAAAAUGGGAGUGUUUGGGGAUGAACACCCACGCAUUUCAAUCUGACUAAUCCAUACUGAAGCUUUCUCUUUCUUUUUUUAUAGUCUCAGAAAGGAUUUACAGUAUGUACUCAGCAAGAUUCAUAUUUAUCUAUCCUACAUUAUAUCUAUAUUUACAUUGACACUACUGCAAGUAGUAGAGACCUUUCCAGAGUAAGCACAAAGUACUCAUUCUAGUCAAUCUGACAAUGUGGAUAGCAGAUAGAAGUAGUGCAGCAUAGCCCCUGAGUCCGAUGUGCGACAGUGUUAGGCGUAUUAGGGUGUUAGAGAAUGGUUCAGAAUGGUAGUAAAGCUGAACAACUGUAAGUUCAAGCACAAAUGCUGAGAUUCUUUCCUGACAAUGAAGCAGUUUGUUUUGCUUGUCAAGGUAUAUAAAAAAGCCUUAUGCAGUUAGAUCGAGCCACAGCCUUGACCUGUUAUAUGUGUGAUAUCAACAAGAAAUCAAAAUGACAAAAAAAAAGCAAAAACUGAAAACUAAAUAUGAUUACAUUAAAUGUACCUACAUUGUAUUCACUUCUCACUGUACAUUAAUGACUAAUAAAGCAUUUGGAAGUAGGCAUAAAUUGAAGUUUCUAUUCAAUUACAUUUUGUCACUUUUUUGUGAUAUGAACACCACAUACAACUGAUUGUACAUAACGACCCCCCCCCCCCCCCAAAAAAUCCUUAGGAAUACAAAACUCAUGUCUGUGUGAUAACUGCUACAUGUGUGAGAUUAGUCCUAGACAUUAGAUGAAGCAACACCAGGAAGGAUCAUUCUGCAUUCAUGUGAAUGGUCUUUAAGGAUUAGCAAGAUAAAUUAUGCAGGAUAAAUGUUUCAAUCAUGUUCCGGUCUGACGCAUGGCGGAGUAGGUCGCAAGCCGGGAAUACUCUGUUCACAUUUGGUCAAAAUCCUUGUUAUAUCCGUCUAAUUCCAUACAAAACUGGUGCUAACGCUGACUUUAGCUGAGAAUAUGAAAAAGAUGAGUAGAAAAACAGGCCAAACGGCAGACCAACAAGUUAGAGACGCAAAACAAACUGACACAGAUAAGCUAGUGGAACAACCGGACUCUGAGGCUAACAAUCUGCUAACCCUGCCAGAUAUGGAGAGAUUGCUAACGUCCAUGGAGGAACGCAUUAUAGCGAAACUUUCUGCUCAACUGUCGGCUGAGAGAGCCAUUAUCGACCAACACCACGAAACCAUUCAACAGUUGGAAACCUCGCAUAACGACAUCCAUACAAGACUUGAGAGACUUGAAUCCACUUGUGCAGCACUCUCUCGUAAGACAACGAAGAGCUGAAAGUUAAACUGGAUGAUCUAGAAAACCGUUCCAGGCGAAACAAUAUUCGCAUAAUAGGACUGCCUGAAAAAGUUGAGGGACUGCAUCCAACUUCAUUCAUUGACACACUACUGAGAGAAACAUUUGGU